This is a messenger RNA of Salmo salar (Atlantic salmon), 2662 nucleotides long. It is a transcript of the gene stx17, whose product is annotated as syntaxin 17. Gene Ontology annotation, cellular component: endomembrane system; SNARE complex; autophagosome membrane. Gene Ontology annotation, biological process: exocytosis; vesicle fusion; intracellular protein transport. Gene Ontology annotation, molecular function: SNAP receptor activity; SNARE binding. The record is from RefSeq and is a predicted model, not a curated record. NCBI's taxonomy places the organism in Eukaryota, Metazoa, Chordata, Actinopteri, Salmoniformes, Salmonidae.
CUGUGGGCUAAGGUUUUAGAUCGGAAGUAAUUCGUCUGCGCGCAAGGAAGAAAGUUGUUUACAAACAGAAGAGAAAGUUGGACAUGUAGCUAACUCGAGACAAACAGUUACGAAAUAGCCUACAAGAAUUCUUCUCCCAAGUUUUACACUCCGAUGGGUUUUUACUUUAAGUAGCUGAGUAAGAGGAGCAGGUGUGUAUGGUUGCAGGUGUGAGAACCCACCCGGGGUCAGAAGUCAGGGAGGAUGUCAGAGGAAGGGGGCAAGCUGACGCUGAGGCGUCUUGAGGGGCCGAUCCACAAGUUCACUAAAGUAGCCCUGCCGACAGACCUAGAAAGACUACAGAGACACCACAGCAAUAUACUGAAGUUCCAGCAUAGUGGACAAUGGGAUCGCCUUCAUCAGGAGCACAUCAAUGCCAGCCGCACUGUGCAGCAGUUGAGGGCUAAUGUUAGAGAGAUGGAGAAGCUGUGUGGACGUGUCCGCCCGGAGGACGGCCCCGCCCUGGAGAGGCUGGUUCAGCCAAUCAGAGACCGAGCAUCUGCUGCCGCGCAAGACUUCCUACUCCUGCAUUCUAACCCCGCCCCUCUGCCACAGGCACCACGCCCCCCAGGCCACUCAUCCUCAGGUGGUUCCCAUGGUGAUGAUGUGGGCAGGGAGCCCCCUCCUGUCAAUCAAACGCAGCUCCUCCUCCCAGUGAUCCCCCUCAACGAGAGUGCUGCCGAGUCCUGGGACACCCUGGAGGAGGACCUGAAGGAGCUUAGCGGUUUGGUGACAGAGUUCUCUCUGCUGGUCCACUCCCAGCAGGAGAAGAUUGACAGCAUAGAGGAGAACGUCAACACAGCAGCAGCCAACGUGGAGGAGGGGACCAGGAGCCUCGGGAAGGUGGUGGGCUACAGGCUGGCAGUGUUACCCGUGGCGGGGGCAGUGUUAGGGGGGGUGUUGGGUGGUCCGCUGGGCCUUCUGGUGGGGUUCAAGGCAGCGGGGGUGGCAGCAGCGCUUGGAGGGGGGGCUCUGGGGUUUGCAGGGGGGAACCUGGUCCAGAAGAAACGCAGAGCUAGAGUAGAGUCCCAGAUGAACCAGCUCACUGCACCCCCUACGGAACCAGAACCACCGCUGGACAAGUGACUUCUGAUUGGUCGUGGCGGGACCUCUGACCUCCAGAAGCCUACACUGGUCCAGGUACUGCCCGACUACAUUGCAGACGCAUGCUAGAGCUUACAUAUCAGCUGACCACAUCAUAUGAUAUAGCAAUCUGAUGCCCGACUGCACAGUUGAAGUGGCGCACAACCAUUGGUUGAUGCAACGCCUGCGCAUCUAGUCAGGCAGGAACUCAACCAAGAUAUCCCUCAGACUAACUGACUGUCCGCUCAAACAAUCUGUUGUUUGACCAAUAGCUUUGCUCUCUUUACUGUGGUAAUAAGGAACUCCUUCUCGCUGCCAAUAGACCGAGGAGAGGUCUGUGAAGAGAAGCCUACUGUGAAGAGAAGCUUGCCACUGGGAUCUACCACUUCCCAAUCAAUAGGACUUUUAAACAUUGUAGGAGAGCCUUGUUGAGGACCUGAGUGUGAAAGGGAGGUGUGUGAAUGCUGUGUUAGUUGAGUGUGAUGUGUGUGUGUAUAUAUAUAUAUAUAUACACACACACUGGGUCUGUUGGCUUUGUAUUUAAAACUUUAAAGUAACUGUCCAGUGUUUCCAGAUUUAUAUUAAAUAUGACCUACACAUUUUUACAAUAUAAAUGAAAGUUUUCCUUCCAAAAUCAGCUUUUCUGUGUUGGAAUGGUGUGGGCGUAUACUGAUCUUAAAAAUAUUCAUGCGAGUAGACCGCUGAUUGGCCAGCUCAUCAUCCUCUGAGGAAACAGCAAGUUUUGAAGUUUUUUUUAUUUUUAUUGUUCUACAAUUAAUGUUUUGCCCACAAAUACGAGUAUAGGAUGAGAUUACAGAACUUUCACUGCACAGUUACUUUAAGUGUAUGAUUAAUAAUGCACAUCUUCUCAUAAUAUAUAGUAGCAAACACUACACCCUGCCUAGUUUUGUAACAUAAGUCAUGCUGUUUGGUGCCUUUUAGUACAGACGGAGAGAUGGUAGUCAUGUUAUUAUACUGUGUUUCUUGGACAGACUGUCUUAACUACCCUCAGUCUUUAUCAAAUACACACUCAGUGCCAAAGCCAGACACUGCCUGGGUCAAGCAUCUCUCUAGUUUAUGAACUUAUUGAUGUUUAUCUGAGUCUGCCAAUAUGUCUGCUGCUCUGCUUAGAGUAUAGAGCUCAUUAGAGGGAGGAGGAGGUAUAAACAGCAGUAAAUGUCAAGACUGUGUCCUGGUCUGAACCCUGCUGGAGAGGAGCCUCUGACAGACUGGAAUGUGUCAAUUUGACAGACUGGGGAGCAGAGAAUAAGAGUGAGUGAUUGAGAAAGGUUAGGAGGAUAAACACAGCUGUCCUGGGUGUACCCAUUACCAGGUAGAACGUUGUGAUGAGUGUGAGGCCAAAGUUUCCCCUCUUAAGAGUGCCACCAUAGAAACAGGUCACACCUGAUGUCAUCUACUACAAGUGACCUGUAACCUCUGAACUCAGACCAACUAAAUAUGGAUGCUCUUAAUCUAUGUGAUUUACUGGGGUUUUAUAUUUGCCAAAGAAAACCAAUAAAAUCUGCUUCUGAUGAAGGAA